Ipomoea nil (Japanese morning glory) is the source of this 4026-nucleotide messenger RNA. RefSeq lists its product as uncharacterized. The record is from RefSeq and is a predicted model, not a curated record. Bases 1 to 4026 code for a protein of 1341 amino acids. Gene Ontology annotation, molecular function: RNA-DNA hybrid ribonuclease activity; nucleic acid binding. Lineage: Eukaryota; Viridiplantae; Streptophyta; Magnoliopsida; Solanales; Convolvulaceae. The transcript has a single exon.
AUGAGUCUGAUCAGUUGGAACUGCCGGGGUUUGGGUGGCACCCGGACAGUUCGAGAAUUGUUGGGCAUUGUGGCCCAACAGCGACCCUUGUUCGUCUUCUUGAUAGAGACGAAAGCGUGUAGUGAUCGAGUGGAGGAAGUGCGAGUGCAAUUAGGAUUUGAGGGGGCUUUCUGUGUGGAUCGUGUUGGCUUUGGAGGCGGGCUGGCUCUGUUCUGGAGAGAUGCGAAUGUUGCAAGCCUAUUAAGCUACUCCAUUAAUCACAUUGACAUGGAGGUAACGAUUCCAGGGACAUCGGCAUGGAGAUUUACGUGCUUCUAUGGCGAACCGGAUAGAUCACAGCGCCAAGUUACGUGGGACCUCUUACGCCGGCUGAAAGAUCAAUCUGCGCUCCCAUGGUUAGUAGCGGGAGAUUUUAACGAUAUAGCGUGCUUGUCGGAAAAAAGAGGUGUUCACUCGCAUCCUGCAACACUGAUUGAAGGUUUUAACGACGUCCUCGGAAACUGUCAACUUCAUGACUUGGGUAUGAUGGGAGGGAAUUUUACAUGGGUGAAAGGCCGGGGAACGAACGCAUGGGUGGAGGAACGACUGGGCAGGGCCGUAGCAACUACAGACUGGUUGGAGUUAUAUGACCACGCUCAGGUACAUAAUAUUUAUAUGCGAUCGUCGGAUCACUGUGCAAUUGCCGUAGACGUUGAGACGCGCCCGGUGCGUGCGGCGUUACGAGCAUUUAAGUUCGAAUCGGCGUGGUUACUGGAGGAGGGGUGUGCGAAAGUUGUUGAUGAAGCCUGGCGGAUGUCUAUUGGGCAGGAUUUUCAGGAGAGGCUGGCGGUUUGUGGUGCAAGGAUAUGGAAAUGGGGAGGGGAACAUUAUCGGCAUUUUGGCGCACGAAUUAGAACUCUGCGACGCACAUUGUCCAGACUCAAGGAGGAUCGUACGUCUGAUGGGGUAGAGGAAUUCAGAGCAGCCGAGGUAGAGCUGGAUGCUCUCAGCCAGGCAGAGGAGCUAUAUUGGAAACAGAGAUCGAAACAACUCUGGUUAACACAAGGGGACGCAAAUACGAAGUACUUCCAUAAAGCAGCUACAAUUCGACACAGACGAAACACUCUCACCCGUAUCAAAAACCAGACUGGCGAUUGGGUGGAGGGCUCGGAUCUGCAUGCGGAGAUAUUAAGGUAUUAUGAUACAAUUUUCUGUUCCGAGCAUAGCACAUCGGCUAUUUUUGCUAGUGUCAGUCAAACUGUGACGGCCGAGAUGAAUGCUUGUCUGUUACAACCAUUCACUAUAAUUGAUGUAAAGGCCGCUUUAUUUGAUAUGGCCCCUGAGAAAGCGCCGGGUCCAGAUGGACUCUCACCGGCUUUCUUUCAACAUUUUUGGCCGGUUAUAGGCCAUGAUCUAGCUGUCUUUGUUAUUGGUUGUGUCGAGAAUAAGGACUUCCCACGGGGACUUAACGAGUCCAAUAUUGUCUUAAUCCCCAAGAAGAAGAUCCCGGAGAGGGUCGCGGAUUUGCGGCCAAUCGCGCUCUGUAACGUGGUUUACAAAGUGCUGGCUAAGAUGUUAGCCAACAGAUUGAAGAGUUGUUUGGGUCAAGUAGUGUCACAAUCGCAGAGUGCGUUUGUUCCCGAGAGACUCCUCACAGACAAUAUUAUAGUGGCUAGUGAAAUUGGUCAUUAUCUUCGUAGGAAAACUAGGGGAGUCAUGGGGUGGGCGGCGCUGAAGCUAGACAUGGCUAAAGCGUACGACCGCAUGGAGUGGUCUUUUUUGGAAGGGAUGUUGGGGGCGUUGGGGUUUGAUAGGGGCUGGUCUGACUUAAUUAUGCUGUGUGUUCAAACUGUGAAUUAUGCUGUGUUGGUCAACGGGGAGGUAGUGGGCCAGGUGUGUCCGUCUUGGGGGAUUUGCCAGGGGGACCCGUUGUCACCCUACUUAUUUAUUCUAUGUGCAGAGGGUCUAUCAAUUCUUCUACAACAGGCGAAGGCUCGUGGGGAGAUUCAUGGUGUGAGAGUGGCCCGGGGAGCCCCGGCCAUUCCUCAUUUAUUCUUUGCUGACGACAGCUUGCUGUUUUUCAGGGCAACCCAACAGGAAGCUUUACGAAUUAAAGGCUGUCUUGACUUGUACUGUUUGGCCUCGGGACAACUGAUUAAUUAUGAAAAGUCAGUCGCAGUUUUCAGUCUAAACAUGACACCACAAGUACGAGAUGAGGUUAGUGAGUGUUUGGGGGUCCAUGUAGCACAUGACCUGGGACGAUACUUGGGGCUUCCGUCUGUGCUCGGCCGAAAUAAAACAGCGAUCUUCAAAUACAUUGAGGAGAAUAUACGGACCCGUAUGGGGUUAUGGACGCAUAAAUUCUUGUCCCGGGCAGGUAAAGAGGUUCUUCUCAAAAGUAUCGCGCAAGCUCUACCUAUUUUUACAAUGUCAUCCUUCUUACUUCCCCUACGUGUUUGUGACACUCUAGAGAAGCUGUUUAAUCGGUUCUGGUGGGGAGGGGGUGGUACGGGCAGUCGCGGUAUUCAUUGGCUAAGCUGGUCGCGGAUGUGUGAACCAAAGUCAGAGGGUGGGCUUGGCUUCAAGAGACUUCAUGAAUUUAACUUGGCAUUACUGGCCAAGCAGGGCUGGCGAUUGUUGAUUCAUCCAACUUCUUUGGUCAGCCGUUUGCUCAAAGCUAAGUACUACCCCACAUCGGAUUUUAUGGGAGCACAUUUGGGCAACAAUCCGAGCUUUAUCUGGCGAAGCAUCAUGGCUGGUCAGCAAGUGUUGCGAUUAGGCCUUGCAAGACGCAUUGGUGAUGGUAUGGACACAACAAUCUGGGGUUGGAAUUGGUUGGCAGAUUCGACGAAUACUCCUCUACACACCCCGAGUACCGAGUACUUGCAGGAGGCUAGAGUUGGAGGCUUAAUGGAUAAUCAAGGGCGGUGGGACCGUGAGGUUAUCCGUGAUCUGUUUGUAGCGGAGGAUGUCCAUCGCAUACUGGCUACUCCUGUUAACAUUCUGCAUAAAGAUGUCUGGAGGUGGGUGGGAGACAGCAAAGGAAGGUACACAGUUCGGCUUGGUUAUCAACUCCUUACAAACAGUACGAUGCAGCACGAUGCUUAUGGAGAUUUUCGGGCGUGGAAAAAGUUGUGGGCUUUGCCUAUUCCUCCUACCGUGAAGAAUUUUCUGUGGCGGUGCGCUAGAGAUAUAUUACCAGUUCGGGAGAAUCUGCGACGUAAGAGAGUAUGGAUAGGGGGUGGGUGUCCUAUGUGCAAUCAUGAAGCGGAGACAGCUCAACAUUUGUUCUGUGAGUGUGUAUUCGCGAGCACCGUUUGGGAAGCUGUUGAUGUGCUGCAAGGGAGACAACUUCUGUCAUUCAUGGAUCAUACCAUUGGCAACUCACCCACGCUCACGGCUGUUAAAUUGGCUGCAGUGUUCUGGACCAUCUGGAAGUGCCGGAACGAUGUAGUGUGGAACGCGAAAGUUGUAUCCACAUUGGAGGCUAUUAAUCGGGCGAGGCAGUCUCAAGUGAUCUGGGCGUCCGCCUAUUCGAAGGCUCCGAGAGCAACUAGGGUCGCUGAGAAUGCUGGGGUCUGGGUUCCGCCAGCCGACGGCACUCUCAAGUGCAACAUUGAUGCGGCUAUUUUCGCAGAGGGGGCGAGCUUUGGCGCUGUUAUCCGAGAUCACACCGGUGGCUUUGUUGCGGCGAAAAGUGGAUGGCUCGGGGGAGUUAAUGACCCGUUUCUAGCUGAGGUUAUUGCAGCCAAAGAAGCCUUAACUUGGCUUAAAGAUCAAGAUCGUGCAAACUACGUGUUGGAAUCUGAUUGUUUAAAUUUUUGCAAUGCUUUUAAUUCCAGUAAUGUUGAUUUUUCUUAUGUAGGGUUAAUUAUUAAGCAAUGUUUGUCGAUUGCUAAUGAUAUGGGGACUGUUAAAGUGGUCCAUAUCAAGAGAACAGUGAAUCGUGUGGCUCAUGAGCUUGCUCGGGCAACCGUUUCUGAAUCUGUCUCGGGAGUGUGGGAGUCUAUCCCGCCGGCUUGUAUCGUUCAUUUAUUCAGUCAUUAA